This is a messenger RNA of Acanthamoeba castellanii str. Neff, 1008 nucleotides long. RefSeq names its product WH2 motif domain containing protein. Gene Ontology annotation, molecular function: actin binding. The record is from RefSeq and is a predicted model, not a curated record. The coding region runs from base 1 to 1008 and encodes 335 amino acids. The transcript has a single exon. Lineage: Eukaryota; Discosea; Longamoebia; Acanthamoebidae.
AUGUCGAAGCAGCAGCCGAAGCAAGAGGAGGUCUCGACCGUCGCGGGCUACAAGGACAAGCUCGUCGGUGGCGUCAAAGAGACCGUGGGCAGCCUGCUCGGCGUCGAGCGGCUCGAGAAGGAGGGCCACAAGCAGAAGGAGAAGGGCGAGGCCGAGCUCAAGGCCGCCAUGGCCCAGCAGCGCGCCAUGGGCGACCGCAGCCGCGAGCAGCAUGAGAAGGGCAAGGGCCGCCUGGGCGAGGAAGAAGAAGAGGGCGAGCUCAGGGUCGACUCCUAUGUCUUCCUCAAGCGCCAGGCCGUCCUCUCCGAGCUCCAGCGCAUGGGCGGCUUCGAGCGCCAGAGCCUUCGCCUUCGUCAUGUCGAGCCGCGCGAGCCCGACGUGAGGAAGUACUUCUCCCCCAAGGGCCAGGGCGAGAGGUGGCAGCAGUUCAACCUCAAGAGGGUGGACAUGAAGCCGCUACUCGAGGACAUCCGCCAGAAGCGCACGAGGAAGCCGCUCGUGCACGUCAACACGGUCGAGAAGGGCCUCAUGAACAACAUCAAGCUCACCAAGGAGGACUUCCGGCUCAAGCGCGACCAGCAGCGCCUGCCCAACCUGCUCAGCGACAUCAGGCGAGCCGACAACAUCAAGCGCCUGAAGAAGAUCAACAGGCAGGACGUCCGUGAUCGAUCGGCGCCCAGGCUCGACCUCCUCAAGGGCCUCAAGGCGCUGCACCAGCAACACGACGUUCUACUCAAGGAGGUGGCGGCGCCGCCCAAGCUGAAGCACGUCGAGACCAAGGACAAGACCAAGCCCAACCUCUUCUUCGACAAGAACGUCCACGUCCACAAGUUCGAGAAGGGGCCGCUGCUGGACGAGGUGAGGAAGGGCUUCAAGGCCAACGCCAAGCACGUCGAGACCAAGGACAAGUCCAAGCCCCUCAUCGAGAAGGACUUCCACCUCAAGAGGUUGGACAGGCAGGGCUUCCUCGCCGAGGUCCGCCAGGGCACCCAGCUCAAGCACGUGUAA